AUGACCUCGUCCGACAAUUCAUCAGCUCCAAGCUUCUAUGCCAUCUCGAGUUCUGCUCGCCAGCUCUUCCUCCUUCUCAGAUGUAUAAGUUUUGCUCCCAAGGCGCAAGUCCAAAUCACAAAGGAGGGAAUUCGGCUCUCUGCUGAAGACUCACGUGUAAUGCAAGGGCUUGCUUUCCUCGAUAAGAGCCUUUUCUCAACGUAUAAUUAUAUUCCCCCUCGAAAAUCUUCGCAUCAAGCAACGAAUGAUGCUGGUGAUGAUUUAGAAAGCGAUGACGACGAACUUGACCUUCCGCCAUUCCAAAUUUCUCUCCCGGCUCUCCUUGAGACUCUACAGAUUUUCGGUUUCUCGGAGACCAAGGAUCGAUGGUCGUCAAGAGACUCGCCUUAUGCAGGUGGCAUGAAUGGCGCAUUUCCCCGCGCUGGCUCUGCCGCGGCUUUUGACACGCGCGUCCUUGGGAUGACAGGCGUUUGCCGUCUCAGCUACAGUGGCAUUGGGGAGCCAUUAUGCAUCAUUUUAGAGGAGUCGGGGGUUACCACAACAUGCAAACUCGUAACCUAUUCGCCAGAAGCUCCUGAAGAAAUACCAUUGCGGAGAGACAGACUUGCCCAGAAAAUAAUCAUGAGAUCCUCAUGGCUCCAUGAUGCGAUUAAUGAAUUGUCAUCGACUUCUCCAACUCGUCUGACAAUAACAGCAUCGCCAACUGCCCCAUAUUUCAUGCUUUCUUCAAGUGGACCUCUGGGUUCUGCCACUGUGGAAUUCUCAAAAGAUCCCAAAUUAUUGGAGACUUUCCAAGUCAACCGCCGCUCAGUCAAUACGUAUAAGUAUUCGUUGAUUAGAGCUACUACUAAAGCCAUGGCAAUCGCGAGCAAAGUGAGCAUCCGAUGCGACGAGCAAGGUGUGCUCAGUCUUCAAUUUAUGAUUGAAGUAGAAGGGGGUGGUGUGAGCUUCGUUGAUUUCAGGUUUGUUCCUUUUCUCCCGGAAGAAGCUGAUGAGGAGGCUCCGGAUGACGAGGGCGGAGAGGAAUCUGAAGAGUAUGACGAAGACGAAUGA
Molecule: messenger RNA, 1053 nt
Organism: Xylona heveae TC161
Lineage: Eukaryota; Fungi; Ascomycota; Xylonomycetes; Xylonales; Xylonaceae
Product: Rad1-domain-containing protein
Exons: 2
Coding region: 1-1053 (350 amino acids)
Biological process (GO): DNA damage checkpoint signaling; DNA repair
Cellular component (GO): checkpoint clamp complex
Source: RefSeq, a predicted model, not a curated record